Molecule: messenger RNA, 3249 nt
Organism: Seminavis robusta
Lineage: Eukaryota; Bacillariophyta; Bacillariophyceae; Naviculales; Naviculaceae
Source: the annotation of a GenBank genome assembly
AUGAACCUGAGCAUUCGUGGAUCCAUGGGAACUGCCAGCACCGGCGUACCGGUAGCAGUGGAUAAAUAUCACGGCACAGAAAAGGCAUCAUACGAUAUUGAGAACGGUACCAUUAUCGACAACGCUGUCACUACCAUUCAAAAGUUCAAAGCAGAAAUUUCUCUUUUCGCAGCUGACAUGGUGUUUCAGCUACGUGAUGCCCACCGCUGGGCCGAAAAUGUCUUGACACAGGUUGACAAGAUCAUUGCAAACCUUCAGGACGAUGCUACCGGCUUGGUCCAUCAUGGUCGCCUUGCAGAGGAAGCUGCAGAACUGCGAAACCAAGCUGACACCAUUGUUCAGGUCAGUACUAGUCUUCAGUCGAGACUUGUGCCCAAGAAACUGAGUCUGCAGGAAACAGCCAUGGAAUACGACCAUCUCUUGGGUGGCACGCAGUGCUCCACACUCUUGCAACAAGAAUUCCACGAACGGGCUCCGUGGAAAAAUGAUCUCCCAGUCAAUAUCGUUGUUAUUCUUAGUGACGUCUACGAGGUCAUUCAGCAUUUAGAGACAGGUCUUCGUCAGGCGCAACAAAAGGAGAAUGACACAGCGGACCCCUUGACAUUCGCGACCAUGACCAAAUGGGAAGCACCCUCCUCCUUUGAGCGCUCCACUACCAAGUACUGGGUGGAAGAGCCUCAACUUGACAGGCUACUCUUUGCCUGUGUCAAACAAGUGCCCCUGCUCGUGUACGGUCACAGUGGACGACUCACCACUGCCAAUACCGACCACGAUUCCAGCCAUCAGCUAUGGACCAGUUCCAACAUUUCCUCUCCGAUUUCUUCCGUGUACUUUGACUCACCAAAGAUGACCUUGUACAAAGGUCGAAUUGCACGCCUCGAAGGUGCUCAACUCUUUCGUGUUCGUUGGUACGGUCCCCGUCCUGUUGGCGAUGCAAAGCUAUUCUUGGAGCUCAAGACCCAUCACGAAAAGUGGAUUGCUGAAUCAUCCGUCAAAGAACGGGCCAUCAUCCUGGAGAAAAACAUGAUUCGAUUCCUCGAAGGCCGUAUCUGGGAGGCCAACGAAGCCAAACCCAUCGUGGUGGCUGCCAAUCCCAACCUGAUUGGCAAGGAUCUCAACGAUGCCGUCCAGUUGUUGACCAGGAUGCACAAUUUGGUCUUCAAAAAAGGUCUCCGUCCCUGUGUGCGGACCGUCUACUCCCGAGUAGCUUUCCAGUCUUCUUCCUCCAAUGCACUCAAGCUCACACUGGAUCGCAACAUUCGUGUCAUUGACGAAACACAAGCUCCUCACGGCAGUUGGUGCCGGCCGGAUGCAGACAAUGAUCCUGGAUGUCUUCUCCCCAACCCCGUCUUUGAAGUCAAACUGUCUGGUAGCGACAUGCCUCCCGCAAUUGCUUCCUUGAUCGAUGAUGGUGUCAUUCACGAAGCCGCCAAAUUUUCCAAGUUCCUCACAGGAGCCAGCACCGUGCACACAGACAAGGUGGAAACGCUCCCCUACUGGGGCGAGCACCCAGCUUUUGAAGCACUCAUGCUUCCAUCCAAACAGCAACAGAACGCCAACAGCGGCGGCAAUAUGGCUCCGAAAUCAACUCCAAGGGGAAACCAGAUCAAGAUCAACAACGACGACAUUUUUCGUAAACGGGGGAGUUUGUCUUCGCCACCCAACCAAGUCAUUGUGUCGUCGAUCGAGAGGUCUUCUACUGGCAUCACUGUUCCCGAUGAAGCCAGCAAGACAAGUAGUAGUACAGCAGAAUCGAAGAGAGGUGAGACUAGGCUAUCUUGUCUGUUCUCCCGCUGGAAGAAGAGAGCUACGAGCAUGGUAGCUCCCAAGAAGCCGGCUCGUGUUGAACCCAAGAGCUACUUUGCCAAUGAGCGGACCUUUAUUCAGUGGGUCAGUGCGUCCCUCUGGUUAGUGACAAUUUCGGCUCUUCUUUUGGAACGGGAAGAGAACGGAGUAAGCCAUCUGACCCUUACAGGCAUUGCAUUGAGUGGCGGGGCCCUGGUUGUGGUUUUGUAUGCCUGCGUGGUGUACUUUCGACGAGUUCGUUUGCUGCAAAGCGGAAACUCUCAGGGGUAUGUGGAUCAUAUAGCUCCCAUGUUGUUGGCUGGUUCUAUCAUCAUUGGCGUUUCCGUUCUUCUGGCUCAAAAGGCAAACGACAAGGUAUCUCUGUUGGCACCUGCAUCGUCGGUGGGCAGAACAACUGCAGUGCUGUCUGAAGAGGCCGGGCAAUGCUUCUUGCACUCCAAUGAUGGUGUGUCUCGUCUUGCGUAUCAACCUAGCGAUAUUGCGAUUGACAACGACCGCAACAUGCUGCUGGUGCCUUCGUUAGGCCGUGUGAUGGGUCAUUCGAAAUCCAAAUCGCAAUCCAAAUCGCAAUCGCAAUCGCAAUCCAACCCUGAGGCGAAUGUUCGGGAGCUCCUGAAUGUCCAUGGUGCUGACAUGGAAGGGCUCGUGUACGCCGAAGGAAGGCUGUUUGCCCUCUCCGAGAGUUCUGGUCCUGACAAUGGCAGCAAUAUCGCGGGUUUGUUGGAGCUGCAAUGGCAAGGCGACAAGCUGGAGUUGUUGCGUGUUUGGAAAAUCGAGGACGAGCCAGCGGAAGACAUUGGAGAGGGUCUUGCUUACAUUGUCGAUGCCAAUGGCGAAGGCAAUCUGUGUGUUGAGGUAUCGGGAGCAAUCAACCUUUAUGCAUUGCCACCGCCUGCCUCCCAAGUGGACUUGCCAUUGUUAGAGCAUCAGUAUAGCCCUACCUUGGUUAAGCGAGACUCUCUGAACAAGAAGUUGCUAGCUGAUGGAUUGCAAGAUGGCAGAAUUGGCUCCAUGUAUGCCUUUGGUGAUAUGAUGUUUGUUUUGCAUGACAAUGACGGUGUCAUUCGCUCAUGGGAUCUUGCUCGAGGAGAGCUGCUUGCACAAACUCGAUUGCCACUUCCAGUGCCAGUUCCAGCCAGCGGGAGCCAACGAAAGCAGUGGGAGGGUUUGGCCAUUGAAGCAAACCGCGGGGAUUUUCUGAGUUUGAUGCCGUCAACGCAUAAUAUGCAUAGCGGUACCCUUCGUGGAUCUCAAUCGCAAGACAUUGUGCAGUCGUCUGUGCAGUCGUCUGUGUCUGAAGUUGUUCUUCAUCUUGCCAUGGACACACCUCCUCAGGUCUGGUCGUUUGCGGUUGCUGUUGCGGUCCAGCAAGGAGAUCUCGAAUCAAGAGGGCAGAUUGUCUUUCCUCCAUGCGCUGGGGUUCCGUCUCCGCACUAUCUUUAG